UUUGAGCAUAAUUUACGAUUAGUCCCCGAAGAUACGGCACAUAUGAUUGGAGAUGUCUACUGAACCCGGUCCAACAUGGCACCCAAAAUUUAGGCAAAUCGAGCCCUUCCAAAAAUGGGCCCCCACUGGGCCCAAUUAGCCCACAUGACCCGGCCCAAUAUUUCCUCCUUCUUCCCCCACCUCCUUCAAAAAUCACUCCCCUUGCCCCUCUCUUGGCUCCUCAAACGCCCUCCCUUCUUCUUCUUCCUUUUCUCCAAUGGAGUCUUCUCCCGACGACAUCGCCGACGACCUGCAGAGCCUCAGCUUCAACUCUACCAACACCAACCGCAGUACAAGCUCCGGCUCCGAGACCACUCUCACCGCCUCCUCCUCCUCCCUUAACAUCCCUUCCAUUCUCAGCAAGCCCCACGCGCCUUCCUCCGACCCUUGCUGGUCCGCUGUUAACCGGAUCCGAUCCGAAUCGUCGUCUCGCCAACUCGCUUUCUCCGACCUGAAGUUCUUCCACCGCCUUGGCUCUGGCGACAUUGGCUCCGUUUACCUCUCCGGCCUAAAGUCCGCUGGAAAAGACGGAUGCUUGUUUGCGGCGAAGGUAAUGGAUAAGAAGGAACUGGCGAGUAGGAGUAAAGAAGGCAGAGCAAGGACUGAGAGGGAGAUUUUGGAGUCUCUGGACCAUCCGUUUUUACCGACGCUCUAUGCUAGUAUCGACUCGCCGAAGUGGCUCUGUCUCUUGACGGAGUUCUGUCCCGGCGGCGACCUCCAUGUUCUCCGGCAACGGCAACCUAACAAACGCUUCGAUGAACUCGCCGUGAGAUUCUAUGCAUCAGAGAUAGUGGUUGCUAUCGAGUACCUUCACAUGAUGGGGAUUGUUUACCGUGAUUUGAAGCCGGAAAAUGUACUGGUACGAUCGGACGGCCAUAUCAUGCUCACUGAUUUUGAUCUCUCCUUGAAAUGCGAGGAUUCAACGGCGACCCCACAGGUUAUCAAUGCUAAAAAUCUGACAAAUGGCACGGCCCCGCUAAAGGACUACCAAAUUGAUGCACCUCCUUUCACAUCAUCCUCGUGCAUACUUCCAAAUUGUAUAGUCCCCGCCGUGUCAUGUUUCAACCCAAAACGCAAGCGCAAGAAGAAGUCUGGUCACCGCAACGGACCCGAGUUUGUUGCUGAACCGGUUGACGUCCGAUCAAUGUCGUUUGUCGGGACCCAUGAGUACUUGGCACCGGAGAUCGUCUCUGGUGAGGGCCACGGAAGCGCAGUGGACUGGUGGACUCUAGGGGUGUUUGUGUUCGAGUUAUUUUAUGGAGUGACACCCUUUAGAGGCAUGGACAAUGAGCUCACCUUGGCCAAUAUAGUGGCUAGAGCCCUUGAGUUCCCUAAAGAACCAGCGGUGCCAACGGCAGCGAAGGAUCUCAUCUCUCAGUUAUUGAUCAAAGACCCGGCUAGGCGGUUGGGAUCGACGACAGGGUCGUCUGCGAUCAAGCACCAUUCUUUUUUCCAAGGAGUUAAUUGGGCAUUAUUGAGAUGUACGUCGCCACCAUUUAUUCCUCCACCUUGUAGUAGAGAGAAAAUUGCAUCGGAUGAAAGCUGCACAGAGGCCCCAGUGGAAUAUUAUUAGUGGUCAAAGUGAACAAGAUUGGUUUUGUUACGAGAUUAGUUAUUUUCAGCCAGGGACGGUCGCACAAUUUUCCAUAGCUUAUUCUGCGAGCACAUGGCCUUUGUAAAUCUUGAUGUGCAUAUAUUAAUAAAGCACACUUCAUUGAAAUAUAGUUCUAAGCUAUGACUGAGAGAGACAACCUCAGCCAUAUUAGCUAGCUGGUUGAGAUUUUAGAGCUGUUAAAAAUAGUUUUACUAGAUCUCCCGCCUUCUUUAGUUUCUAAUCCAAAAGUCAGCUCAACUGAGCAAAAUAUAAAUAUCUUAUCAUGCAAUGCAGGAUCUUGAUGCAUCAGGUCCAAUAAAGCCUGUUUGAUAGUAAGUGCACUUGGAUGCGUCAAGAAACAUUACUUUUGAGAAUGAAAAUUACCUCUACAAACCUACAUUUGUUGUCCUUUUAGCAAGUUAUGAACAUAGGAGAUAUUUGUCCUACCGAUUUCAUAAGUUGGUGUUAGAUAGUUGAACUUUACCAACUUCAAUAAUGUACUAAUGAAAUUUGACAUUUAUUGAGAAACUGCAUCUUUACAACAUCCAAACACAGACUUCUCAACCCCAACGUAUUAACUCAAGAUUCAAAAUCCAAACACAAACUUCUCAACCCCAACAUAUUAACUCAAGAUUUCAAAGUUAAACAUGGCCCAUACACACUAUAAGAUCAAAUAAAGUUUUUUUUUUUUUUUUUAAAUAAUAAUAAUAAUAUUUUUUUUUUACUGAUAUGUAAUGCAGCAUAUUCUAUGAACUUUGUCUACUAUCUUACAUUAUCACUAUUUCAUAAUAUUUUUCAUUUUGAUAUGAUGUUGAUUCAUUUUGUAUAUUUUUUGCCUUGUAGAAGCCGUCUCUUAUCUGUGCUUCCCAUGGUGCAAUAGCAUCCAUUCCCUGUCCUGGUGUCAUCAGAGAUAAGUACAGCAUACAUCUGAUCUUCUGUUGAGGGCUUGCAAUGGCAAAGUAGCUGGCGAUGGCUGAUAGGUCAUGGAUGAAAAUAGGUAUCAUCUAUUUUUUUGUGUUUGCAUGCGAAGUUCGCUAACACAUCCACAUGGCUUGUUUUGUUUAGAGGAAGACGGGGUUGUCGACACAAACACACAAUUGUUUUUGAGCAGUUGUCUUCCUGUAGUUUUGUAAUGCAUUUGCUUUGAUUUGCCCUUUUUCUCCCUUUUGAUUUCUUCAAUAUGUCUGUUUCCCUUUGUCUCAAAUGCCUGCAUGUUUCUCACUUUUCCUAAUCUGCAUGCAGCCUUCUAAAAGCAAGCGAGUUUUGGAAAUUCUGCUGAAAGUUUUCUCCACCCAAUUUCUUAGCUAACUCUACAAACAGCAGACAUAUCAUCAAAUUGAAAAGAAGAGCAAAAAAACGUACGAAGCUUGGACAGAUCUGCAAGCAGACUGAAUAGAACCAUGAAUUUGUUAACAGUCAAUCUCUCUCUUUGUAUUCUCUUCAUGUUUUAGGAAUGAAAUGGAGACAUGUGGACAAGCUUUGUACCGAAAGCCAUAGAAUUUUCGUCCCAAAUAAUUGAAAAUGUUAUCCAAAUGAGAAGCUUUUUGGCA
Benincasa hispida (wax gourd) is the source of this 3183-nucleotide messenger RNA. Its product is annotated as Protein kinase superfamily protein. The record is from RefSeq and is a predicted model, not a curated record. Gene Ontology annotation, biological process: protein phosphorylation. Gene Ontology annotation, molecular function: ATP binding; protein kinase activity. NCBI's taxonomy places the organism in Eukaryota, Viridiplantae, Streptophyta, Magnoliopsida, Cucurbitales, Cucurbitaceae.